AAACUCUUGGUGCGUUGACAGGACUUUUAAGCGACCGAAAAUGUUUAAAGAAAAGUUCUCGGUAACAUAUGGCACUCCUGCGUCACAUCAGCCACCGUCGGCAAUGGAGCUGGCUGAUAAUCUGGACUAUCCAAACCUUAAUGCGGUCGACAUGAAUGCACGCCUUGAAAAUCUGUCACCACGUCUUCACGAUUGCUUUGACAGCAUUACCAUGAAUAAAGAGAAGCAUUUUGCACUGGCCACCAAUAAGCGUGAUGGUGCACACUGGUGGGGCGUGCUCUUUGGCUACAAGCAGACGGACCAUAUGACUGUCGACAAUGCAGACUACAAGCUGCAAUGUGAUACGACUAUCAAUAUAUUGCGAUAUGCUGAUCAUAAUGUGCUGCUUGUGGCACUGGGAGACACACGCUUGCAAGUUUGGUCAACUUAUUCCACCGUGCGCCAUCCCAAAUCACCAUACUGUUUAUUUCUCAUUGGCGAGGAAGCUGCUCACAAGGCGCCUAUCAAUCAACUUUGCGUAUUUGAGUCAGAGCCAAAGAAAGCCGUUUCUACCUGUCUGGACAAUACACUCAAUGUGUGGGAUCUUUCUGGUGCUGAUUUGUGCUGCACAUAUCGUGCAAGCGCUGCCCACAUUAAUAAACUGACUGGCUUGGCAACAUCCGUCACAAGUGCUGCCCAGGUAAUAACCUGCGAUCGUGGCGGGUGUGCGCGUCUAUGGGAUGUGCGUGCCUCGUCUCCCUCCUCUACAUGCCUCUACGACGACCAGUCGCAUUUGCUCAGCUUUACCUGUGCUGCAUGGGCAUCGCCCCGUGAGCUUAAGGGUGACAAUUACGUUUACCUGGGCGACUACGAUGGUAAUGUGCAUACAUUGGACAUACGUGUGCCGCGCAAGCUUCAGCAAACUGAUUCCUAUUUUAAAGAUGGUCAUGUCUCUCGUUUGCUUAUUAAUGGCGAUCACUUGGCCGUCAUGAGCAACCAGCCAGUUGCUGUCAAGAUAGCAAAAGUUCAGGAGAGCCAUGAGAUCGUUUAUACUAACGAGAACACACAUUCUCGUCUAACAGAUGCCGUAUGGAGCAAUGAAAAUACACUGUUGACCAUUGGACAUGGUCGAAAAAUGGCCACGCACAAAAUAUAAUUCCUAUGUUAUAGUUAUAAUUAGGAUAUUGCCGAAUCUGUAAUUUCCUAGCUAACAAAUAUAUAUUAUUUUUUACAUCAGCAAUUGUGACCUAUGCAUCCGCUAAAAUAUUAAGCUUGUAUGCUGCAAACAUUACAUACAUAUAUAUAUAUAUAUUAAUUUUUUUUUGAAAAUAUUCACUCCCAAUGCAUCUUGUUCAACUAGGUCACACAAUAUGUAACAUAUCAUUCGCUUUGUCACACGAUAUGCAUUUAUAUGCAACAACAAGUAAAGUGAUUAGAGUUAAAUUGCUUAUAGAACAGCUUAACGUUAUAGUUAAGUACAUAAUCAAAAUAAAAAUCUUUAAAAAAGUA
Molecule: messenger RNA, 1488 nt
Organism: Drosophila innubila
Lineage: Eukaryota; Metazoa; Arthropoda; Insecta; Diptera; Drosophilidae
Product: protein valois
Exons: 3
Coding region: 41-1135 (364 amino acids)
Biological process (GO): oocyte axis specification
Cellular component (GO): methylosome
Molecular function (GO): protein binding
Source: RefSeq, a predicted model, not a curated record